Capronia epimyces CBS 606.96 is the source of this 1140-nucleotide messenger RNA. RefSeq lists its product as uncharacterized. Lineage: Eukaryota; Fungi; Ascomycota; Eurotiomycetes; Chaetothyriales; Herpotrichiellaceae. Gene Ontology annotation, cellular component: nucleus; SMN complex. Gene Ontology annotation, biological process: spliceosomal snRNP assembly. The coding region runs from base 1 to 1140 and encodes 379 amino acids. The record is from RefSeq and is a predicted model, not a curated record. The transcript is spliced from 2 exons.
AUGAAUCGCAAACGCCGCAACACCUCUUCGCCCGAGCCCGAUGACUCUCCGGGUUCGAAGCCGCAGAAUCACUCUGAAGUCGAGGACAGUUGGGACGACUCGGAAGAAGACGACAGCAAAGAACUCCCCCGGCUUGAUGAGUACUCAGGCCAGGUGGGAGCAUUCCCCGGGCUCGCGGACGAUGGCGACGAACUCUUCUACGGUCCAGCCUCGGAUGGGGUUGACUAUCUGCGUAUGGUGCGAUCUGAAAGAAAAGGCAUUCCGUACAUUUUGACAGCACCGGAACAGACAGGCGACGAGAAAAACAAAGCGGAAGAGCCGUCGUGGCCAGUUCAACAAGGAGGCUAUUAUCAUGAUGGUGCAUAUACGGCCAUCCCAAGUCAAUCUACACCCGAAGGAGAACCCUUGUCCUUUGCACAAAAACACUACUACGACUCGCUCCUCGCCCAAUUCAGGCUCGUCCAAGCGACCAUGCGCUGCGUACCUCCGCUGCACGAGAUCCAAAAUCUUGCACCAUCGCAGUUUAUUUCCUUUCCGGAAGGUUCUCGAAAAGCACGUCUGCAAUGGGAAUCCCAUAUUGUGUCCCACGAUCCACACCCUGUCCAAAUUGCGUGUAUGGACCUCGGUUCCGUGUUCGAGCUAGUCAGACUUCUCAAGAGAAGGCUGCAUGUUUUCCUUCAACACAAGGAGCAGGCAGUCAUCAAGCGUGUCGGUGCUUGGGUGUGGGCUGUCUUGGGAAGAUGUCCAGAUCGAGGGGAAUUGUCGAGUGAGGACAUUGGAGAGAUUAGAGGGCUGGCGCAGAAAGCUGCCAAAGUGCACCAGAUACUGGCUGGAAAGUUGGAUGGCACCACAUCAGAUGAGGAGAUGGAAACUGACAUCGGGACUGAACCGGAUUUGAUUGAGCAGCGCGACGCUGGCCAGGACCGGGGGGUUGUAGGCGGAGAGGAUGGCUUCAUAGGCGCGCCAGAAGAAGCAUUGAGAAACCCUGAGCUACCUACCAAUGCCGGCACCCAGGGUCCAGAACAAGACAGGUUGAUCGAAGUCACCUUGGACAUGCUUCUCACUGUCGCGGGCGAAGUGUAUGGCCAACGAGAUUUGCUGGACCUACGGGUCAGAUGGGAAGAUGGGAAAGGCGGAUGA